Prorocentrum cordatum is the source of this 603-nucleotide messenger RNA. NCBI's taxonomy places the organism in Eukaryota, Dinophyceae, Prorocentrales, Prorocentraceae. The record is from the annotation of a GenBank genome assembly.
AUGGAGAACAUCAACUUCAAUUACGACGCCGCCAUCGCGGCGCUGGCGACCGCGUGCCGCCUGCGGCCGCACGACCACACGUGCUGGAACAAGCUCGGGGCGACGCUGGCGAACUCGGGCCGCGACGGAGCGAGCAAGGCCGUGGUGGCGUACCACCAGGGCCUGCAGCUGAAGCCCAACUACGCCCGCAGUUGGUCGAACCUCGCCAUCGCGCAUGCCCAGCUCGGCGAGCACAACGACGCGGCCCGGUUCUACCUGUCCUCGCUGGUGCUCAACCCGCAGGCGACGCACAUCUGGAAUUUCUUGCACUCCGCCGUGCUCAACAUGAACAGCACGCUCCCCCUCGAGGAGGCGAACGCGGCCGAGGGCGAUAAGAAGGCGGCGCUCGAGGCCGUGGACAGGAGAGACCUGGAGGCCUGCACGCGCGUCAUCCCGGGCGUGCUGGACCCCCAGGCGCUCCCGGCGCGGAUGCAGGAGCCUGCCGCAGCCCCCGGAGGAGAUCCUCGCCUCCAUGGGCCUCUGAGGGGCGCGUGCCGGCACGGGGCACCAGACCCACACCAGGGAACCCUCAGGCCGCUUGUUGGUGGGCGCAAUUGUUCUUGA